AUGGAACGGCACGCUGAUCGCGUCCGCUCCGUGCUGCGAACAGCUCGGGCCCAGGGCAACGUGGCCAUCGUCACGAUGGCUGAGAGGCCCUGGGUCCCUGAAUCUGCGUCGCAGUACCUUCCAGGUUUGGACUUGGAGGUCCUCCUCUCUGAGCUGGAGAUCCCAAUCCUGUACGGUCCCGAGUUUAUGAACAGCAGCGAUGACACCUCUUCGCCCGAGGGUGAGGGUGACAAGUAUGUUGCAUCGAAGUGUGCCGCCAUGCUUGACUUCCUGAAGCAGGGUGCAGACAGCCCGUGCAAUCUGAUUUCCAUUGGGGACUCGACGAUUGAGAAGCAUGCAGCCAAGCAAGCAUCCCGCACUCACGGCGCCAGGAGCUCACAAUCGCUUUGCAAAACUGUAAAGCUGUUGACCGACCCCUCCUUGAAGGAGUUGUCAUGCGAAUUGGAGAUUGUACAGAUGUGGCUGGAGCGAUUAGCCAAGCACCUCCAGCCAGUAGACGUAGACGCGGAGUCAGUGGAAGAGCUGCAAUCGGCAGUGCAGAAACUGCUAGCUGCGUAA
Messenger RNA from Symbiodinium pilosum, 558 nucleotides. The record is from the annotation of a GenBank genome assembly. Lineage: Eukaryota; Dinophyceae; Suessiales; Symbiodiniaceae.